AUGACAUCGGCUGUGUACCUGGAACACAACCUGGACAGCUUGGAGCAUCUCCCUAUAGAGCUUUUAAGAAAUUUCACGCUUAUGCGUGAUUUAGAUAGUAGAGCCAGGGAGCUCAUGCAAAAUAUUGACCGUCAGGCAAGCGUCUACCUGUCAAAUGUACGGAGCAUGGGAUCCGAUAAACGUAAAGACCAAAUGGAUAAAAUUCAAGAACAAUUUAACAAAGCCAAAGAGUAUGGAGAUGAUAAGGUUCAACUUGCUAUUCAAACUUAUGAAUUGGUGGACAAGCACAUCAGACGUCUAGAUUCUGACUUGGCUCGGUUUGAAACUGAGAUUCAUGACAAAGCUGCAAGCAACACACGAAGUCAAGAAGAAGCUGGUUCGCAGAAGAGAGGAAGGAAAAAAAUUAAGGACAAAGAUGUCAAAAAGAAGGCAGGUGCAAGUAGUGAAGAUGAAAGCAAAGCACCUCGUAAGAAAGCUAAGAAAGGUGGAGCAAAGGCAGCAGCUGGUGCCAAAUCUGCAGCCAAAGGUGCAGGGGCAGGUUCUGCUGGUAAUACUGGGGUGGACAGUGGAGCAGCUGGAAUUGCUCAUCCUUCUGAUGUCCUCGACAUGCCUGUUGACCCCAACGAACCCACAUAUUGCUUGUGUCACCAAGUGUCUUAUGGCGAAAUGAUUGGCUGUGAUAACCCUGAUUGCCCAGUGGAAUGGUUUCAUUUUCCUUGUGUGGAGCUCACAACAAAGCCAAAAGGAAAAUGGUUCUGCCCCAAAUGUUCUGCAGACAGAAAGAAAAAAUAGUUUAAGCAUGCUAACUUUGAUACCUGUGACAUUUUAUUUAUUUUAAAUUAAAUUUGUUAUAUAAAUUUUUUUAUCUC
Messenger RNA from Thrips palmi, 869 nucleotides. It is a transcript of the gene Ing5, whose product is annotated as inhibitor of growth protein 5. The record is from RefSeq and is a predicted model, not a curated record. Gene Ontology annotation, biological process: regulation of DNA-templated transcription. NCBI's taxonomy places the organism in Eukaryota, Metazoa, Arthropoda, Insecta, Thysanoptera, Thripidae. The transcript has 6 exons. Gene Ontology annotation, cellular component: nucleus. The coding region runs from base 1 to 792 and encodes 263 amino acids.